AUGGGUUUCGACCGUGGUGGAAGAGGCGGCGGCAGGGGAGGCGGCUUCCGCGGCGGUGAUCGCGGUGGUCGUGGCGGCGCGAGAGGCGGCGGCCGUGGUGGUUUCGGCGGCGGUCGUGGUGGUCCCGGCGGGCGCGGUGGUGGUCGUGGUGGCCGCGGAGCUCCUCGUGGCGGCGGCCGUGGUGGUCGGGGUGGUGGCCCGGGAGGGGCAAAGGGCGGCAAGAAGGUUAUCGUCGAGCCCCAUCGUCACAAGGGCGUCUUCGUUGCCCGCGGUGGAAAGGAGGAUCUGCUUGCCACCACCAACCUGGUUCCCGGCGAGUCGGUGUACGGCGAGAAGAGAAUCUCUGUCGAGAACGCCAACAAGGGUGACGACGCUGUUGCUACGAAGACCGAGUACCGCCUUGCCGCUGGUAUCCUCGGUGGCCUGGAGACGAUCUACAUGAAGCCCGGCUCGAAGGUGCUCUACCUCGGUGCUGCCUCCGGUACCUCGGUGUCUCACGUUGCCGAUAUUGUCGGGCCAACAGGCGCUGUUUAUGCCGUUGAAUUCUCGCACCGUUCCGGCAGAGAUCUUAUCAACAUGGCGACCCGCCGUACCAACGUCAUCCCGAUCGUUGAGGACGCCCGUAAGCCGAUGGCUUACCGUAUGCUUCUCCCGAUGGUCGACGUCGUCUUUGCCGAUGUUGCCCAGCCCGAUCAGGCCAGAAUUGUCGGUAUCAACGCAAAGCUGUUCUUGAAGCAGGGUGGUGGCCUCCUCAUCUCCAUCAAGGCUAGCUGCAUUGACAGCACCGCCCCCCCUGAGCAGGUGUUUGCCAGCGAAGUCCAGAAACUCCGUGAGGACAAGUUCUUCCCUAAGGAACAGCUUACUCUUGAGCCGUACGAGCGUGACCACGCCAUGGUGUCUUGCGUCUACCUGCAGAAGGAGUUUGAGGCUAACUGA
Chaetomium globosum CBS 148.51 is the source of this 936-nucleotide messenger RNA. Its product is annotated as rRNA methyltransferase NOP1. Lineage: Eukaryota; Fungi; Ascomycota; Sordariomycetes; Sordariales; Chaetomiaceae. Gene Ontology annotation, biological process: rRNA methylation; box C/D sno(s)RNA 3'-end processing. Gene Ontology annotation, cellular component: small-subunit processome; box C/D methylation guide snoRNP complex; nucleolus. The record is from RefSeq and is a predicted model, not a curated record. Gene Ontology annotation, molecular function: histone H2AQ104 methyltransferase activity; RNA binding; rRNA methyltransferase activity. The transcript is spliced from 9 exons. The coding region runs from base 1 to 936 and encodes 311 amino acids.